AUUUAAUAAAUUAAUUAUGAGCCACGCCCACCACGUGCAGAAACAUGAACAGAAGUAGAGCUAGUGCCAUCAGUAACUGUGAGAAAGAGUUCACACUAGAAGCAAUUCAAGAAAGAAAAAGGUUGGAUGGUCGUUCUGUGUAUGAUUAUCGUCAAGUGUUCAUCAAACCAUCUCCAGUAACCCAUGGCAACGUACUGGUAACAAUUGGUGAGACAAGGGUGCAAGCUUGUGUUGGGUGUGAGGUGGUAGUGCCACGCCCUCAGAGGCCGACAGAUGGUUUGCUGUAUUUCAAUGUACUUCCCUCACCAAUGGCAGCACCUAAUUAUGACAUUGGAAAGUCUUCUCUAACCAUGAGAGUUGAGAGGUUACUGGAUCGCUGCUUUAAGGAGUCACGAUCACUGGACACUGAGAGCCUCUGUAUAAUAGCAGGACAGAAAGUGUGGUCUAUCAGAGUUGAUAUUCAUAUAUUGAAUGAUAGUGGUAACAUCACCGACUGUUGCGUAAUGGCUUCGUUUUGUGCCUUGAAACAUUGCAGGAGGCCGUAUGUAACAGUUUCUGGUGAACAUGCUACUAUACAUCCAGUAUCAGAACGGGAACCAGUUCCUCUCAAUAUUCACCACACUCCAAUAUGCAUUACCUUUGGGUUUUUAUCAGAAGGUAAUUACCUUCUAGUUGAUCCAAGUAUUGAGGAAGAAAAAGUGCUGACUGGGCACUUAUACAUAGUAAUGAAUAUUCAUAGAGAGAUAUGCACUAUGCAGUUAGAAGGUGUGGCUCUUCAACAUGAAGAGGUAGUUAAGUGUACGAAGAUUGCUAUGACAAAAGUUAACGAAUUAAAUAAAUCAAUUAAUAAAUAUAUGGGGAUCAGGACUAAUGCUAAAAAUAUGGAUGAAGAUGGCCAGUCAAUAUUAACAAAUGUCUUAAAAGAGACUACACUCCAGAUUGAUAAUAUUCAAACAGCUGCUAAUGUACAAGAAGAUAGAAAGAAUGGCAAAGAUAUAAUUCAAGAAGUCCAAGAAGAUGUAUAUGAAAUAAUGUACCCAAUGGAAGAAGAACCACCUGUUACUGAGGAAGAGGAACCGCCAAAAACAAAACCAAGAGACAAAGAUACUGAUGAAGAGGAAGAGGUCACCGUAACACUAACAAAAGAUGAUAUAACUGGACUGACCAGUAUUGAAACUGGACUGACCAGUAAUACUGGAGAACAGACUAGUGUUAACCGGAACAGCAAUAAAGAGACAAGUGGAACCAGAGGAAGGAAGAGAAGGAAAAGGAAGUGAUUUCAUUUUGUUGUUGCUGUUUCUGUUCAUGAGAUCAUUUUCAAAAUAUUUUGAUUUUAAA
Molecule: messenger RNA, 1338 nt
Organism: Amphimedon queenslandica
Lineage: Eukaryota; Metazoa; Porifera; Demospongiae; Haplosclerida; Niphatidae
Product: exosome complex component RRP45-like
Exons: 12
Coding region: 45-1277 (410 amino acids)
Biological process (GO): rRNA catabolic process; TRAMP-dependent tRNA surveillance pathway; exonucleolytic trimming to generate mature 3'-end of 5.8S rRNA from tricistronic rRNA transcript (SSU-rRNA, 5.8S rRNA, LSU-rRNA)
Cellular component (GO): nuclear exosome (RNase complex); cytoplasmic exosome (RNase complex)
Molecular function (GO): mRNA 3'-UTR AU-rich region binding
Source: RefSeq, a predicted model, not a curated record